Messenger RNA from Paecilomyces variotii, 1290 nucleotides. RefSeq lists its product as hypothetical. The transcript has 4 exons. The record is from RefSeq and is a predicted model, not a curated record. The coding region runs from base 1 to 1290 and encodes 429 amino acids. Lineage: Eukaryota; Fungi; Ascomycota; Eurotiomycetes; Eurotiales; Thermoascaceae.
AUGGAGAGAGAAAUCGAAGAACACAAAUCUGCCCAGGAGGGAUCUGUCACUGCAAAGACCCCUGAUGACUCAAUUACCAUCCCUAUUCAUUCCGUUAAAGCUAAGCUCUAUCUAAACCGGCCUAUCGAGGAGCUUAUUCCUUCUGAAUACUUGAAAAAAGCAGACGAGUCACCCGUCCCUGGCAUCAUCCCCUGGGUCUUCCGUGCUGGAAGCCAGGAUGGAAGGGCUAAAGAUUUGGAUUUCUGGCCCGAUAAGGAUCCUUACUUCAUGAAUCUUUACAAGGCUCUGAAAGAAGCUCCUGCUUUUGAACGUUCAUUCUACGAGGCUGGUAGUGAGUAUGACGAGGAACAAAUUCCCGAAGAGGAGUUCUACAUGCAGGGGUCUGCUAUGCAUGAAUAUCUCGAAGAGCUUUUCGACAUGUUGUUGGGAAAGGAUAGGGAGACAGCCAAGACAUUGUUGUGUCAUCUGAGCCACAAACGUUGCAUCUCCGCAGACAUGGCCUACCUAACCGGCUACCAGGACAGGCACUACGACGCUCCUACUCCGAGCGGUUUCAUUGCCUUGCAAAUGAACCACAGGCCUAAACGCUCGCCUCACUAUAUCGUUCCUAUCUCCAUCACCCAAGACCCCGAACCUAUCCUCUCCGCUAUAUCCGGAAAGCUCAAAAUGAUGCUGACCCAGCUGUACCUCAACCUCAAGGCUCAUAGAAACUGCAAAGCCGAUCAACUGCCUGAUCAGGAAGUGUUUCUUCUCGGCAUGCACGGAUCCCGUCUUCAUAUCUUCCGUGCUUUAUUCCCCGGCAUCAAGUCCUCUGUCGUCUGGUGCGGGAGAAGUUCUGGAAAAGUCCUCACUGAAGCUGGCACAUCUACUGCCCAGACAUCCACUGGGUCCGCUAGCACGGGAACUGACCUUGAUGGUGAACCUGAUCUACGCACGUUCCGUGUGGUAGCUACGCAUGAAUAUGAUCUUUGGGACCGAUCUGAUUUCCACGCUGCGACUAGGGCACUCGUCGCGCUGUUCAUGUAUAUGCUGAGCAGUGAAGCUAAGAUCGGGCCUAUUGAGGCGAUGUUUGAGCUUUUCCCGCCGCGGUUGAAUGUACGUGCGGAGAAGACCGGGGAGAAGAAGGAGGAAGCGAUCGCAGAACAGGUGUGUGAGGAAUACAAUGAAGAAACGGAGGAUGAAGCGGAGAGCGCGGAGCAAUUGCAGCACGGAGGCUGGUGGGGGCUUGGGGAUGGAUACGGGGAUUUCGAUCUGUUUGCAGACUAUGGGGAUGAAAGCGCUAGUUUGUAG